GAGUGGCACUUAUGAUCUCAAAAAGCCAAUGUAGGGCGGAAAACAAUCGUGGUUGUUCACUUCAUAGCUUCUGUACUCGAACCCACUACAAUUACAAGCUGAACAAUAUUUUAUUCUAUGAAAAGCAAGGAUGAUUUUGAUGAACACCGCAUAAGAAGUUGUAUAUGUGGAAAAGAUAUUGCUAUUCAGGGAAAUAGAUUAAUAAGAGAAAACAGAUGUGAUUGAGACGUAGAAAAGAAUUCCAAUUAAGUGCAGUUUUCACCAUAGUGGCAAAUUUGAUACUGGAGGGAUGAUACGCAUGUUUCUGAUGUCCAUUACUUUCUUCAUCGCCUCUGUAGAUGCUUUGUAUUUAGCCGGGCAUUUGCACACGAAAAAUAGCUGGGCGUUUCUUGGGAGAUUCUGUUUUCUCUCUGAUCUUGGUCGAUUGCAGUUCAAGUUUAUUUAUCCAUACGACGAAUGCUGUCACAACAUUUUACUCUACUACGACGAUGGAGGGCAAUGGGCUUCUGUUUAUAAGAAUGAUUCUAAGAAUUGCUUUGAAAAAGAAGCGGUGAUUCACCCGGAAGAUCAUCAGAUAAUAAACUUAACAACACGAUCUGCUUGGAGUGGAUGCAAGACAAAUAAUAAAACCGGAAAGAAGAUGCUUCAAUGUACCGGAGGAAGGAGUUUUAGAACUUUACAUGAACGAUGGUGGUAUAUUGCCAUCAGUAAUUGCGAAGCUGGUGCGAAAGGCAAUGCCAUUGACAUUGAAUAUGAAAUGAAGCUGACGAACGGAUUCUCCUUCUGGACUGAACAUUUUUCCGCAGAUGAAUUUGGCAUUCUGGAAACCAACAUCGUAUUCUUGAUUAUAUAUUCUCUGACAUUUACUUACGCUGCCAGAGUUGCAGUUGAGCUGGCAAAUCGUCAAAUGCUUCAUACAACGUACAAGAUGUUCACAUCAUGUUUGGGAAUCGAGUUGUUCGGGCUACUAUUAUUAUGCAUUGCCAUGGGAACGUUUGCUACGGACGGUGUCGGGAACGAAGGUUUGACAAUAGCAGGUGAAAUUCUUGGAGCAAUUGCAGAACUUGGAUUUCUGUUGAUGUUACUUCUUCUUGGGAAAGGUUUCACUAUCACAAGAGGACAACUCUCACAUUCUGGCAGUAUCAAACUUGCUGUAUUUAUAACUGUGUAUGCUGUGAUAAGCGUUGUGUUGUUUCUAUAUGAAUAUGUGUUCUCUGAUCCCGGACUAGUCCUUUACGUCUACGAAUCAGCAGCAGGCUAUGGGCUGAUAGGCUUGAGGCUUACUGCGUGGUUUUGGUUUACGUAUGGAAUCUUAUUCACGGUCAAGCAUUAUCCUGAAAAGAGUGGCUUUUACUAUUCUUUGUAUAUUUUCUACAGCAUAUGGUUUUUUGCAGUUCCAAUCAUGGUUCUUGUUUCCACAUUUGCAAUUCCAAAAUACAUGAGGUCAAAGGUCGUCUCAAUUCUCGAACUUUGCAUCGAUUUUCUUGCUUACUUUAUAUUUCUGGUUCUUACCAGGCCAAGUGCUGCAAAUCGCAACUUUCCAUAUCACGUUAGAACCUCACAAAUAGGAAUUGUCAAACCAGACGGUAAAAUUGAAUCAAUAGUGAACUUUCCUCAUUCUGUUUACGGAGAUCCGACAGAUUUGAACGGAAAUGGUAACGGUCACAGAGCUCCAAACUUUGCAGAGUUGUUUGUUGUUCAGCCUUCAGGUUCGUUACAGAAUGGAUCCCGAUCUCUCGGCCCUGAAGUAAGACUGAGCGAACGACGCACAACUUCUACUCAUCAUGGACGUUAUGGCGAGAAUCUCGAUAAAUCUGGCGGAGGUACAUCAUUACAAACUCAUCAGGGAACAAGCCUGACUCAAGCACCCCCAUCUUACACCCAAGUUACCUCACAACAAUUCAAUCUGACCUUGCCUUCAACAACGAGGAUUGGAACAAACAUGGCGUCAGUAAGCCAAGAAGGACAAAAAAUGGCGUCGGAGAGUCAUGGUGAACAAAAAAAGGUGGAACAAUCGGGACUUUACGCAGCAUCGCCUUCUACCUCCGGACUAUUUUCAAUUGACAAGACUGUUAACACUUGAUGGAUAGCACCCUCCGUUGACGAAGCAAUGAUUACUUUGUUAUUUGAAAAAAAUUGUAAAAACAAAAUACAUUGAACCAGCAGCAGAAUAAAUACAUGUUUUGAAAAUCGA
This is a messenger RNA of Styela clava, 2194 nucleotides long. NCBI's taxonomy places the organism in Eukaryota, Metazoa, Chordata, Ascidiacea, Stolidobranchia, Styelidae. The record is from RefSeq and is a predicted model, not a curated record.